UAGCUGUCGCCAGCGCGUGCAUGGACCGAAAGGAGGCGUCUGUUUCUCCGGUAAAAUGUUGUCGUAGCUGCGGGUGGUGGAGCGUGACGGCUGACUGUUGUGUGUCCGCUCACACAACGACAGUUACACAACGUGAACGGCCAUUACACAACACACACACACGAAAGGAACGGAACGUCCAGGUUUUCAUCCUGUUAUGUUUACAUGAAGCUAAUUGGACUCUGGCUGAAUCAGUUCUGCAUCUGACGUCACAGUCCCCGGAUGGCUGCCCGGCUCCUCAAGCUCUCCUCUCUGGCCACGGCGGUGUUCGCCUCGUCUGGGUUUUACCUCUACAACAAGCAGCUGGACCUCAGUGACCUGAGCGUUGUCCGUUUUGGUCGAGCUGCAGCCACUACGGUGGUCAUCAGCUACGACUACCUCACAGCGUUCAGACAUGUGGAACGCGGCACGGAGGAAUAUUCUACACUCAAGUCCAAGGUGCACCGGCGAUCGGCGGAGCGUCUUCGGGACUUGUGCUGCGCCAACCGAGGGACUUUCAUCAAAGUGGGCCAGCACCUGGGGGCUCUGGACUACCUGCUGCCUGAGGAGUACACGUCCACCCUGAAGGUGCUCCACAGCAGAGCUCCUCAGAGCAGCAUGGAGGAAAUCCAGCAGGUCAUCAGGGAAGAUCUGGGGAGAGAGCUGUCAGAGUUGUUCGUUUCCUUCGAGGAGAAACCUCAGGGUGCCGCCUCUUUAGCUCAGGUCCAUAAGGCAGUGCUGCAUGAUGGGAGGACGGUGGCCCUGAAGAUCCAGCACCCCAAAGUCCAAACGCAAAGCUCCAAGGACAUCAUGGUGAUGGAGGUGUUGCUGAAGGCGGUCCAUUGGCUCUUCCCAGACUUCGCCUUCAUGUGGUUGGUGGAGGAGGCCAAGAAGAACAUGCCGCUGGAGCUGGACUUCCUCAAUGAGGGGCAUAAUGCUGAAAAGGUGGCCAGCAUGUUGGCACACUUCCCCUUUCUCAAGGUUCCCACAAUCCACUGGGAUCUGUCCACCAAGAGGAUCUUAACGAUGGAGUUUACUGAGGGGGGGCAGGUCAACGACAAAAACUACAUGAAGAAACACGGCAUCAAUGUGAACGAGAUCUCAGAGAAUCUGGGCAAACUCUACAGCGAGAUGAUCUUCGUCCACGGCUUUGUCCACUGCGACCCCCACCCAGGCAACGUGCUGGUCCGAAAAUGUCCCCAAAGCAAGAAGACGGAGAUCGUCCUCCUCGAUCACGGCCUGUAUCAGGCCUUGCAGCCCGAUUUCCGCCUGAACUACUGCCGGCUGUGGAUGUCGCUGAUCAAAGGCGACAUGUCCGGCGUGGAGCGCUACAGCCGCAGGCUGGGAGCCGGAGAUCUGUACCCGCUGUUCGCCUGCGUGCUGACGGCUCGGUCCUGGGACGCCGUGAACGCCGGCAUCAGCUCUGUACCCGUCACUCACGCGGAGGACGUUGAGAUCCGGACCAACGCGGCUCUCUACCUGCCUCAGAUCAGCGAUUUGUUGAACAGAGUUCCCCGACAGAUGCUGCUGCUGCUGAAGACCAACGAUCUGCUGAGAGGCAUCGAGACCACGCUGCAAACCAGAGCCGCUUCCUCGUCUUUCAUCAACAUGUCGCGCUGCUGCAUACGAGCCAUGGCCAGGCACAAGAGGAGCAGAGCUCAGUCCGGGAGGAGGCGUCUGCAGAUCGCGCUGACCGAGUCUCUGAGUUUGUGGAAGCUCUCCGUGUACGAACUCUUCCUGUGGGUCCGAGGCUCCGUGCUGGCGCGCUGGCUCGCCGCUCUGCUGCCGCCGUUUCUGCACUGAACCAUCAGCAAAUAUCACUCCAGCGUUAGACUUUCAGAGGAAACGAUCAAGAAUGUCAGCAUAUUUGACAUCCCAGUGAAAUACGAGCUGUUUGUUUAUUUAUAAUCGUCAUAUUUUUCCCUGAGAUAUGAGCCACGGGAACCACCGCCGGCUCGGUGAAACACCAGGAUGGAUGAAGCCAGAGUUAUCGCGCGGCGGCGGAGAGCAGGGAGGCAGCAGAUAACGGCGGAGCGUCCAUCCUCCAUCACAUACACCACCAAGGUGGAGACGCUGCUGAUAACCAGCUGCUGUCCGAUACCAAGGCAUUUAUCUGGAAGCUGCUGAUCUGCGUCCGGCUCCACGCUGGACCAGUGCGUCAUUCCCACUCCUCGCCACAAAGUUUCUGAGAGAACUCCUCUGCUGUUCCGGUUGAUUAUGUGCCACGGUUACUGGUGGGUCACCACCGUUUUUCCUCGAGCUCACCACACUGAAUGCUGCUUUCAUGCAUGGACCUGUUACCGUACUGAUCAGACAGGAAGUCUUGUGUCUGUUUUUGUCUUUUGGAGGCGUGUACAGUCUGAAGACGCCGUCUCCACACCAGUUUUACCUCAGGAGGCCUUGUUGAGUCUUUCAGUGAAGGUCAAAGUUUUAAUGACUCGUCCUUAAAGUUAGCUUUAGUGUGGUUGAUGAAAAUCCUCCAUCUGUGGUAAAAAAAUUGGGAAAAAUGGACAAAGUGAUGUAAACCUCUGGAUCUAUCAUUUCUUAAGUUCUUCUUACGAUUGUUGAGCAAACUCAACAAUCUCAAAGAUCCUGAGAUUUUCUGGAGGAUCAUAAAAUCAUGCUGAACAUUUUAAAAUUAAAAAGCAGAAGAGUGAAGGACCUUCUGCUGACUUACCCGCUGGACAACCAUCUUCUUCAUCACCAUGAAUUAAACAUCCUGUUGCUCACAUGUAUGCAAAUGUCUGAAAUGAAAGAAGCUCCUCCCACA
Oryzias melastigma (Indian medaka) is the source of this 2788-nucleotide messenger RNA. RefSeq names its product aarF domain containing kinase 1 (gene adck1). The transcript has 11 exons. Lineage: Eukaryota; Metazoa; Chordata; Actinopteri; Beloniformes; Adrianichthyidae. Gene Ontology annotation, cellular component: mitochondrial inner membrane. Gene Ontology annotation, biological process: lipid homeostasis; mitochondrion organization. The record is from RefSeq and is a predicted model, not a curated record. The coding region runs from base 262 to 1821 and encodes 519 amino acids.